CUCUCCCCACAACAUCUCUAUCUUUUUAUCUCUACUACUCUUUUUAUGUUUCCAUUACCUUUCUCUUUACAACUUCAUCCUUUAUACCAAACCCCAAACUAAACCUCCACAUAAAAACAUUUUGUUAAAAUUAAAAAUCAAAAUUUUACAAAAUUUUUAUUUUUUUUAUUAAUAUUGUGAAAAUAAUUUAAUUUACCUUUUUAAAAUCUUGUUUUUUAAUUGGAUUGGGUUGUCCUAUUUAAUACCACAAGUUAUAAGUGCUUGCUUGCCACUUAUAAUCACCUCUCUUGUGCAGUUAAUCUACUCGUUUUUGGCUCCUUGUCUUUACAGCUUUCACAUACAAUUUCCAGGGGAGGCUGUAUAAAUGGCAGAUUACGACGGAGGAGAAGAAUAUUUAGCCCCAAUAGACAUGGAUGAGCCCUCAUCUAACCGUAAGAAAUACGGAGGACUUAUGCCUAAGAAGAAGCCCCUAAUCACAAAGGAUCAUGAGCGGGCCUUCUUUGAUUCAGCAGAUUGGGCUCUUGGCAAGCAAGGAGCAUCAGAUCAUAAAUCAAUAACUGCGGUGGAGUCCCUACGCCCAAAAUUGCAGAGAACACCCCACCAACAACUACCUCCUCGAAGACCAGCAUGUACCUCUGGAUGAAAUACUACUAUCAUACUAUGUAGAUUAGUCCUCUAGCAAGCAGCGCACUUCGACGGAAAUUAAUGAAUGAAAGCGUCAAAAAUAAUUAAUAAAAGCAUUCAGGGUGAUAGAUUCUAUAUGAAGUCAUAUUUUUGUUUGUUUGUUGGUGUAAAUUAUUUUUCUAAGGGUUGUAUUGUAUACUUGGUGUAUGGUGUUUCAUUGCGCUUACCAAUGUGCAAAAGAUCCACUAAUACGAGUAUGAAUGAUGUACAUGAUUGGAAGAAAGAGGGAAAAAACUCAAAAAUGCGCACUUUUAAA
Messenger RNA from Spinacia oleracea (spinach), 940 nucleotides. RefSeq lists its product as uncharacterized. Lineage: Eukaryota; Viridiplantae; Streptophyta; Magnoliopsida; Caryophyllales; Amaranthaceae. The transcript has 7 exons. Bases 365 to 643 code for a protein of 92 amino acids. The record is from RefSeq and is a predicted model, not a curated record.